Molecule: messenger RNA, 327 nt
Organism: Scutellospora calospora
Lineage: Eukaryota; Fungi; Glomeromycota; Glomeromycetes; Diversisporales; Gigasporaceae
Source: the annotation of a GenBank genome assembly
AUGCGCAAAUUCUUAUUGUUAGUCUUGAGUACUCGAACUACUUCUUUAUCCAGAUAUUCGAGGCUUUUAUUAAUACAUUUCUUAAGGGCAGGAAGGAUGGUCCUUUCAAGAUGUCCUAGUCUUUAUUCGAGCAAGGCAUCAGAUGAUUGGACCCUUUCAAGAUGUUCAGACAAGGCAUCAGAUAAUUGGGCCUUUCAAGAUCCAAAAGAUACCUCUAAUAGUGAAGAGUCUUCGAAUAUAAUAAAUAAAGUUGCUUUAAAGGAUCAGGAUAUUGCUUUUAUAGAUCAGAAUAGUGGUUCAACUAUAGAAGAGAGUGAAGAAGAGGAU